ACGCCGGCGCCGUGCCGCGUCUCUCCUCUCCGCUCCCCGCCAGCAGAGCCAGACGCACCAGCAGACAUGGAGGCUCCGUGAGACACAGCACAUGGCAGCAGCGGCGAGCCAUGAACCCAAAAAGAAACCACCAAAAACAGAAAAUGCUUCAAUAAGCAAUCGUUAAUUCCUUCCCGGAAAUAUUCCCAAAACCUGCAUAUUCCCAAUAGCGACAGUGGGUUGCCAUUCACUCAAGUCAAGGGGAGGGGCGCAAGGCAACCCCCUUUUUCAUUUCAGCGAUAUUUCUCAUUUUUUCCCCCUGUUUUUAGUAGUUUGACUUGAUCCAUCUGGAAGAUGGGUGUGCAGGGUUUCCAGGAGUACAUUGAGAAGCACUGCCCCAACGCCGUGGUGCCGGUGGAGCUCCAGAAACUCGCCCGGGGAAGUAUGGUCGGAGGUGGCCGGCAAAGACCCCCUCAAAGUCCGCUCAGGCUGCUGGUUGAUGCCGAGAACUGCCUCCACCGGCUCUAUGGGGGGUUCUACACCGACUGGGUCAGCGGGGGGCAGUGGAACCACAUGCUUGGCUACCUGGCCGCCCUCUCCAAGGCCUGCUUCAACGGGAACAUUGAGCUCCUGGUAUGCUUCAAUGGCGCCCUGGAGAAGGGCCGACUCCACGAGUGGGUCAAGCGACAGGUGAACGAGAGGCAGACCGCCCAGCAGAUAGUCAGCCACGUCCAGAAUAAGGGCACCCCGCCGCCGAAGGUCUGGUUCCUGCCCCCGGUGUGCAUGGCUCACUGUAUCCGCCUGGCGCUCCUCAGGUUCCGCAUCGGGGUGGUCCAGACCAUCGAGGACCACCACCUGGAGGUGAUCACCUUGUGCCGGGAGGGCGGGUUCCACGGGCUGGUGGCGUACGACUCUGACUACGCGCUGGUCAACAUGCCCUGCUACUUCAGCGCCCACGCCCUCAAGCUCAGCCGCAACGGCAAGAGCCUGACCACCAGCCAGUACCUGAUGCACCUGGUCGCCAAGAAGCUCCACCUCCACCCCGACCGCUUCGUCGUCUUCGCCUCGCUCCUAGGGAAUCACAUACUGCCUGAUGAAGACUUGGCUGCCUUUCACUGGAGCUUACUGGGUCCCGAGCAUCCUUUAGCAUCACUGAAGGUGCGUGCCCACCAGCUUGUGCUCCCGCCGUGUGACGUGGUGAUCAAGGCUGUGGCGGAGUAUGUCCGCAACAUCCCGGACCCCAGCGACCUGGACGCCAUCGCUAAGGACAUCUUCACACAUUCACAGUCCUGUACUGACGACAAGGUGCUGCGCUUCAGGAGGGCCGUGGAGUACUACGCCCGGGCCAGCCGACCAACGCGCGCCCCCCCACCGUUUGUGGGACCAAAACAGACGGGAGUGCCGGCUACUGGGUCACACGGCGCUCCUCAGAAACCACUCGACAUUCCAGCCGCUGCUCCGACUGGGAAGUCUGGGGCCCCGCCCAGCGGUCCGCCCCCUCCCAGCGGUCAGGCCCCGCCCAGCGGUCCGCCCCCUCCCAGCGGUCCGCCCCCUCCGGCGGAGCAGCAGGCUCAGCCCCGGGCCCCCCAGGCUGGGGACGGCCCCCCCGACCUCAGCCUCUUCGGAAACAUUCCUCCAGAAGGGAAACACACGCCGCUGUACGAACGGUCCUCCCUGGUCGCCGCCGCCGCCGCCGCGCCUCGGAGCCCCGCCUCCGCCGGCGCCGUGGACGCCAGCCUCCCCCCCGAGGACGCCGCUGCCUCCACCACCGUCACCCCCUCCUCCUCCUCCUCCUCCUCCUCCUCCUCCACCCUCACCUCGUCCUCCACCAUCACCUCCUCCUCCUCUGAGAACGAUGAGUGCUGCACCGUGACGGCCAAUCAUGUGGGCGACCACAAAGGAGAAUGGGACAAGAAGGUGAACCAUGAGGCGGAGCCCCCAGAGGGGGCGCUGGAGGCCCAGACCAACGUGAGUACGACAGCAGCAGAAGAAGAAGAAGAGAGAGAACUACGACACAUUCUGAAGUUCUUAGGACACGGUUUUUAUUUUAGAGUCCCCCCUCCCUCCCCGGCCCCCUCCCCCUCCCCCUCCCCGGCCCCCCCCAGCGGCGGGGGCAGCCGGCUGGGCAGCCACGGCGCCCCCAUCCCCUCCCUGCUCUCCAUGGCCACCCGGAGCCACAUGGACGUGACCCUGCCCCCGCUGCCCGCCGUGGCCCCCGAGGUGCUGCGGGUCGCCGAGCACCGCCACCGCAAGGGCCUCAUGUACCCCUACAUCUACCACCUCCUCACCACGGGAGAGAUCAAGAUGGGCGUGAGCCUGGAGGACGAGGGGAACCAGGAGCUGCCGUCGGCCGUGCAGCUCUUCCGGCCGCUGCGGCAGUACGUGUACGGCGUGCUCUUCAGCCUGGCCGAGGCCGUGAAGAAGGCUGAGCGCACCGCCAUGAGGAGGGCCUGCCCCCCCGACUACUCCCCCGUGAUGGUGAAGGAGUGGGCUGCCUACAAGGGCAAGCCCCCCCACGCCCCCGAGCUGGUGGAGGCGCUGUCCUGGCGCGAGUGGACCUGCCCCGGCCUGCGGCAGCUGUGGCUUGGCAAGGCGGCGGAGGACAAGAACCGCCGCAUGCGCGCCUUCCUGGCCUGCCUGCGCUCGGACACGCCCGCCAUGCUCAACCCCGCCCACGUCCCCGCCCACCUGCUGGUGCUCUGCUGCGUGCUGCGGUUUAUGUUGCACUGGCCGGGGGUCAGAAUAUUACGGCGGUACGAACUCGAUGCCUUCCUAGCACAAGCACUUUCCCCUCAGCUGUACCAACCCGAGCAGCUGCAGGACCUGAAGAUAGAGCGUCUGGACCCCCGUGGCGUGCAGCUGGGUGCCCUGUUCAUGACGGGUGUGGACAUGGCCUUGUUCGCCAACGACGCCUGUGGACAGCCAAUCCCGUGGGAGAACAGCUGCCCCUGGAUGUACUUCGACGGCAAACUGUUCCAGAGCAAGCUGAUCCGGGCGGCCCGGGAGAAGGCCCAGCUCAUAGACCUCUGUGACGGUCAGGCGGAGCUGGCCGGUAAGGUGGAGAAGAUGCGUCAGAGCAUCCUGGAGGGCCUCAGCUUCUCCCGCCCGCCGCACACAUGGCCUUCCCUCCCCCGCCUCCCCUCCCAUCCCCCUCCUCACCCCCACUUCAUGCCCUUCUUCCCCCCCGCCGGCGCCUUCUACCCCGACCCCCCAAGAUGGGCGCCGGGACGGGCGCGGGUCGUGUCCGGACUGCAGGCUGUCGCCUCCUCCGGGGGCAAGCUGGAGAUCGCGGGCACGGUGGUGGGCCAGUGGGCGGGCAGCCACAGGGGGCGGGGCCGCAGGGGCUUCCCCAUCCAGGUGGUGUCUGUGGGCGGAGCCCCCCGCGGCCGUCUCAGAGGGGUGAUCUCCACCCCGGUCAUCAGGGCCUUCGGGCGGGGCGCCCGCUACCACAGCCUCACUCUCAAGGGCCACCCAGCAUUCCUGGGUCCUAAACCCCCCCAUGUCUCCGCCCUGGACGGGAAGGCCAGGAAGAAGAGCAAGCCAGACGAGGUGAAGAAGAAGGCGGGUCUCGUGGAAGUCAAAGGUCACGGCGGUGGCGUGGAGAACGGCGUGGAGGAGGAGGACAGGAAGUCUGUGCACUUGAACGGCGAGGCGGUCACCAUCCUACCAGGAAGUGCCUUCAGCGGUCCCGACGCCAAGUCGUGCGUCAUCGUGGCUAACCCUUACCUUCCUGUUGCACUAGCCGUCGACGCGGCCGGCGCCAUGGAAACGGUGCGGGCGUCGGAAGAGUAAAGCCUAUUUUUCUAGAGAGGGUGACGGAUGUGAGCGGUUGUGUCGCGUGUUCGGAGAACGAUGUAGAGAAGCCUAACAGUUAAUGCACAUUUAUUCCUUUGUCAGAAAACAAAACUAACGGGAAAACAGGACGACCUUUCCGCGUUUCCCUCUCAGCGAACACAACUCGUUUACAGGCGUUUGUUAUGGCGGCGUUUGUUAUGGCGGCGUUCGGACGGUUCACCACCACCGCCGCGGAGGUUAAUGCGCGGUAAUGCUAACAUGACGAGAGACCACUUCCUUUUAAUUCUCAGCAUAGGGGGAAGCUUCCAGAAGCUUUUGAGUUUAGGAAAACCUUUUUCUUUCACUAGGGAUGAGAUAACUAAAACCACUUGUUAUUCCGUAUUUGGCUCCUUGUCUCCGUUAUCUGAACUGAUCUCAUGUUGUCUGUGUAGCCGCUUGAUGCCAAAUUAAAAUCCAAUAUUUACAACAGAAAAAAUAACCAUCCUCAGAGGCCAUUAACACUGGUUUGAGUUUGAAGGCGCAGCAUUGCAUCAAAGGAGCUCGGAUGGAGUUUUUUUUAGUAUUUCCAGCUUCAAGUCAAAUUUACAAGCAACAGCAGGGGGGGGGAAAGAGAUAGUAUUCAGCACCAAUCGCUCGGAUCCCGGUACGGGAGCGAGCGGACCGAUCGUGGCUGUGCUAGAGCGUCGUGCGUCGUGUUGCGUCUCUCCAAACCGUUGCAUGGUUCCUAGGUUAAGACGUGUAUAGAUGUUGUGCAUGUUGUUCCCAUUCCUCGGUACGAUGACUGUGGCCAUUGACAAAAACACAAAUACUAUUGAAAUAUAAUCCAUUUAAAAAAAGAGUUACCUGUUGGGUCUGUUGACAAUGGGGUCUUAUUUUCGUUUGUGGUAUUGGUCUCUGUUGCAUUUAAUUAACUAAAGAACGCAAGAAUCUUAUCUACCCAAUCGUACCCAUAGUAUACAUGUUCUCUUUUGCUGUUUGAUGCGUUUGUCGGAUAUCUGGUAAAAAAAAAAUAUAUUAACAAUAAUACAAAUGUCACCCCUUUUAAUGUAGCUGGAAUAAAUUGCUUGACCUUCCCAAUAAGAGUUUAGCAGUUUAUCAAUUUUAAGAUUUGUUUUUCUUCUUUUUUCAGUCAUUCUUCUUAACUAGUGAAUUUAGAUUUCAACUACCCUGAGCUUUUCUCAUGUUACUUAUGAUCAUAAAUAUGAUGUACACACUCCCCGCCCCCACCCAGAGCUGCAUAAAUCACCUUUUAUGUACGUUGAUUUGAGGUUUAUACUACUCUCCUUGAGUUUGUUUUAAGAAUGAACUGUCGGGUUGGCUUGAAUGUUGAUGGAUUGUGAUGUGGUGUAUUUGAAGGCAAUGCAACUUACAAUGCUUAAUAAAAGUCUAUUCUUUUAGUAUAA
Molecule: messenger RNA, 5177 nt
Organism: Gadus macrocephalus (Pacific cod)
Lineage: Eukaryota; Metazoa; Chordata; Actinopteri; Gadiformes; Gadidae
Product: constitutive coactivator of PPAR-gamma-like protein 1 homolog
Cellular component (GO): nucleus
Source: RefSeq, a predicted model, not a curated record